GUUGUUCUUGGUCAAAAAUUUAGCAAACUUCCCUAACAUAGAAGGGACGCGAACGUCAGGACGGCAACACUGCGUGCCCUCUGGUUCAGUUUGGAGAGUUUGGCGCACUUUACCUUGCCACGUGUUGCAGUAUUGCUGACAGCGAUUGAAUUCCGUGAAAUGCCUCGGAAAGGUAUCCGUAAAGCAAACUUCGCGUCGCCGGCGGAAGACAUACGGCCUUCGAGGACGCUCGGUGAGCCCAAAUCCCGUCCUUCCGAAUACCCGUCAGAAUGGUUCGCGGCACAUCCGGGAUCGAAGCCAAUCGCUCGCAUAAAGCGCUGCUUCGCUUCCGAAGAAGAUCUCGCGAGAGCUGUGUCUGCGGGCCUGGCUGCCGGCCGCCUGCCCGUCGAGUACGUCGUCCAGUUCAUGCACACGGAAGGAGCAAAGAUCAAGGAUACCCUAACGGAAGAUUGGAAGUCGUUCGGUGUGACCAUCGGCUCCGCUGGUGAAACGAUAUCGCCGUGGGACCUUUUGACUAUCACCGAAGAGUUGGGACAGGGCGACCUCGACAGCGCAGAAACACCGGCCACGCCUAACGAUGAUCGAAUGCCCGACCGCACUCGCCUCUUCGCUCUCGUGGUGUGCAUCUACCGCCUUCUCGUAGCCAAGUGCCACGGGGGAAGGCGAGACUACAUGAAGCGCUUGCACGACGUCAACCUACAACGGAUCUUGGGGAGGUUUGACUGCAGUGGUCGGUAUUUGGAAUCCGCUGAGAAGAAAUUCGGCCACUGGAUUAGAGACACAUCCUACCUGUCGUUAAUCGCUGCCUUGGAUAUGUUCUUGCACCGCUUUCGUCGUCACGAUAUGGCCAUCCUGACAGCCGGAACACACGUAUCGAGAUACAAGCACUGUACCGUCCUCGACGAUAUCACGCGUCUGUGCAAGGCGACCGACCUGCAACCAACCGAGCUCUUCCAGUGGGUUUUUGUUAAACGGGCUGCGGACGAACUUGACGUGAUCCUCCGAAAAGGUCAGGAGCUGUACGUCGAACAUUCUUACGCGCCCUACCUCAGCGACCUGGGCCUGUGUCGGCGAUCGCCGUACUCUGCCACCGCGAACCCCUUGAUUCACUACUGGUGCAACGCUACAGCUGCACUGAUGGGCUCACCGAUAGCUGCGAAGUCGAGAAUUGCGCGUGACGUUGACUUCUCAGGUGUGACCGUCAUUGCUAUGGUACUCGCUUACGCGAAGAUGCAAUGCUGCUGCACAGCGGUGUUUUUUCCAGGCGCAGCUGAGUUUAUGGAUAAGGUGAUAGCCGAAGAAGGUACCCCCAGUGACCUUGGGCAAAUGCCCAAAGUGUUUGAGGCUGCACGAUGGUACCAGUACCUCUCAGAGAAGUCGUUCAUUAUUGACCCAGAAAUUUCCAGGCACUGCCUCUCUAGGCUUCGAACCGAUACGCGCGAUAUCUCUGUGGGAACCAAAUUGGCUGAGCUUCUUUCAAAGUGAUAUCAAAGCGACGUUUGCUUUCUUCAAGGACACGUGCCAAGCCGAUUUGAUGUCGAGAAACACUUUCAAGGUACCCCGGUGCUGGGUAUCUGCUAUUUGGUUCCGGCUAUAAUAAAAGGUUAUAAACCA
This is a messenger RNA of Dermacentor albipictus, 1614 nucleotides long. RefSeq lists its product as uncharacterized. The record is from RefSeq and is a predicted model, not a curated record. Lineage: Eukaryota; Metazoa; Arthropoda; Arachnida; Ixodida; Ixodidae.